AAUGAACAGAUAUGCUUUUCUCACCUCUACAAAUACCCUCUUGCACAAGAAAACAAAAACCAUGAAAUCAUUUGACAAUAUAACUCCAUCAAAACAAUGAACCCUUCUUCAAUAUCCCAUUUUGUUCUUCUUGUCAUUAGCUUAUUGCCAAACCAAAUUUUAUGCCGGGAUCAAUCACUUGAAGGCAUUGAUUUGAUCACCAAAACAUGCGAACAUACAAGGUUCAGGACUCUCUGCAUAGCGGCUCUAACAUCAGAUACAGAGAGCAAAUCAACUAAUCUCCAUGGUCUUGCAGAAAUUUCUCUGAAGAUCGCCUUGUCGAAUGCUAGUGAAACACACGAUUACAUCUCAGAAUUGGCGGGGAAAACAAAGGACAAAUACAUGCAACAAUGUCUAGAAGAUUGCUCGGAGAACUACAGGCAAGCAGCUCUGCAAAUUGAAGACUCCAUGAAGGCUUUAAGUUCUAAAGGUUAUGAAAAUGUCAAGACUUGGGUUAGUGGCGCCAUGAGCAAUGCAGAGUCCUGUCAAGAGGGUUUCCAUGGAAAAAGAGGCUACAAAUGCCCAUUCAGUAUGAUGAACAAGUUCUUCAGCCAGCUCUGUAGCAUCUCUUUAUCCAUCACAAAUCUAUUCGAUUAAAUGUAUUGGGAAGUACCAAAUUUGCUUUUGUGAAAGCAAAUUUUUUUUCAUCAGUUCUUGGAAUUCAUCCUUCAGAUUAAUGACACAGUUUUGUUAGGUAAUAUAUGAAACAUUCAUUACAGCUAAAAUAUUAACCACAUUGUAAUUUUCCUAUGUUAAUUAAAGUCUGGCCUUUUGGG
This is a messenger RNA of Pistacia vera, 815 nucleotides long. Its product is annotated as pectinesterase inhibitor-like. The record is from RefSeq and is a predicted model, not a curated record. The transcript has a single exon. Gene Ontology annotation, molecular function: enzyme inhibitor activity. The coding region runs from base 97 to 636 and encodes 179 amino acids. Gene Ontology annotation, biological process: negative regulation of catalytic activity. NCBI's taxonomy places the organism in Eukaryota, Viridiplantae, Streptophyta, Magnoliopsida, Sapindales, Anacardiaceae.